ACAAGCGCAAGAAUAAAGUAACAACACAGGCAACAGUAGUGCAGACUGGUUAACCAGCUUAGCAGAGUUGUAACAUAAAGUUGGACAUUAUUACACCUCUGCGUUAUGUGAUAAGAAAAGGCAAAAAGAAUGCAGGAACCGUUUUACGAAUUGUUAAAUGCGGAAGUGCCUUAUUGAGGUCUCUUAGGAAAGGCAGCUAACUUAGCACACUAGCUAGCUUGUCAGAUAGCUCAAACUUGCCAACAGUUAAGUAAUACUUUGUUGCCUCUUUCUAACAUCGUUUCCUAUUCAUAACAGUGCAUUGUAAGCCACUGUGCACACUAUGGACAGUCAGAUAAUGACAGAGAAUCCGUUGUUACUGCCUCUCAACAAGGAGAAAACCGUGUAUGAUGGCUUCAUCACAGUGCAGGACAGAGAUUUCAGGAUAAGAGUAAUACUUCCACCAGGACAUCAGCUCAAACAGGCAAAACUUCACUGUUGCUGGCAACUUAAAAGGCUGCUGAGUGGACAUCAGCACAUUUUGAAACAGAGGUUGCAUCAUGCCCCCGAUUUGGUCAGUUUCAUUUUGGAGCUGAAAACUGUAUUGGAGUUGGCAAUGAAGAGCAGACCAGACUGUCAGAGCAUACCACCUCCACAGUACUAUUCCCAGCUGAUCACAGAGAUGCAGAGCCUGGGAUGGGAUAAGCUGCUGUUCAUUGACUCCGAGUUCCGCACACUGAAACUGCAAGGAGAGGACUCGGCUGGCCGUAAACACGUCCUUACAGUCAAGCUCAAGCCCAAGUAUCCAGUCGAGGCCCCUGAGUUCCUAGCCGAUCUCCCUUUUCCUUUCCACAUGAGUUGGACUCCGCAGAGCACCUUGGCCCACGUUCACGGCCGCUUCCUGCUCCACUUGGAAGGCCUGGCCGAGUUCUGGUCGGUGCUGGACGAGAUCGACGAGCAGACGUGGGUCCUGGAGCCAGAGAAGCCCUCCCGAGCGGACACCAUGAGACGGAUCGCUAUUGGGAACAAUGUGUCCAUAAAGGUGGAGAUCGACCCCAGGCACCCGAAGAUGCUGCCUGAUUGCUGUCUGCUCGGUGCAGAACAUGUGGUCACCCCCUUGAGGACCAAGCUUAAUGGCAACAUGCAUUUAUGGAAUCCAGACUGCAGCAUUCUGCAGAACAUGAGAGACGUUCUAGAGAUAGAAUUCCCAUCACCUUCCACCCACGAAAAAUCUAGCCUCAGCACGGAGUGUGGCAUCUGUUACUCCUAUCGGCUGGAGUCGGCCAUUCCAGACCAAGUGUGCAACGAUCCUCGCUGUGGGCAGCCGUUUCACCAGGUCUGCCUGUAUGAGUGGCUAAGAGGUCUGACUACCAGUCGCCAGAGCUUCAAUAUUGUGUUUGGGGAGUGUCCAUACUGUAGCAAGCCCAUUACAGUAAAGAUGGCAGUGCAGAAGCCUUGAACAGCCUACAGCUGAAGAGAAUGUCCUCCAACAUCGGCACAAAUGGGUGGCUAUGAUUUAAGGCCAUGCUACCAUUCUGACAGGACUUUACAAGGCAUGU
This is a messenger RNA of Sardina pilchardus (European sardine), 1538 nucleotides long. It is a transcript of the gene fancl, whose product is annotated as FA complementation group L. The transcript has 14 exons. Gene Ontology annotation, biological process: protein monoubiquitination; interstrand cross-link repair. NCBI's taxonomy places the organism in Eukaryota, Metazoa, Chordata, Actinopteri, Clupeiformes, Clupeidae. The record is from RefSeq and is a predicted model, not a curated record. The coding region runs from base 323 to 1438 and encodes 371 amino acids. Gene Ontology annotation, cellular component: Fanconi anaemia nuclear complex; nucleus. Gene Ontology annotation, molecular function: ubiquitin protein ligase activity.